UUAUGCAAAGCGUGUUUACCCCAAAUGUUCACUACAAGGAAGUCCUUACCCAUUGCGACACAUGAUAUGGUUAGAACAUGUAGUAAAAUAACGGUGUAUGCAUCAGUAAUGUAUCAUAUAAUAAAGUUUCAAGCAGGAAGAGUGGCACGCUUCACAGAUCAGGAAAACGUUUCAAUUCAGAGUGUUUAUUUAGUAUGGAUAUUUAAAAUAUAAGAUUCAUGUUACACUAAAAGAGACUACAUUCUUCGUGGAGUGUGUUUGGUGUGCGCUGGUUUAUAAAAGAGAGACGGUUUCGAAUGGUCAAUGAAGACGUGGAAUUACACACUUACCAGUGAAUGUUAAAGCGAUGAAAUGACUAUAAACUUAUGCGAUGCUUGUACGUUGGUAAAAUGCAGUUUUGUCAAAGGUGAAAAAGACAAAAAAAACGUAUAUGUAGCAAAUGUACGUUUAAACGCAAGUUAAUACUACCCAUAAUGUAAAAAAAGAAAAACAGAUACGCAAAUGGACUACGAGUAAUAAUAACCUUUCCAAAUCAUUCAACUCAAGGGCGGACACUUUUCUUAUGGUGUUGAGAAUUUAAUAUAUUGAGAAGUUGGUUUGCAAUUAUUCAUUUAGAGAAAAUAACUGUUUCUUAACUGUUUUUAAUUGUGCUGAUAAUUACAUGCAAACUCUUGUAACUACAAAAGCACAUUAGGAAUAAGUGUGAAUACAAGAAUGAGCAGCCUCGACGCAUUCAUGCAAAGCAAAAGGUUUUGGAUGAUUUCAAGGUUUCCGUGUUUCGUCACUAUGGACCCGGACUCCCCACUCAGGGGUGUGUACUAUUUUCCGGAAAAGCAGGCGCAUGAAAUCCAGUUUGUCCGUAUCGAAGUCAAACAAGACAGCUCUAUCGGUGCAAUUGACCAAGAGAAAAGAGCUUACUUUGUUGGAAAAGAGUUUCUCAUUCCACUUAAAUAUGGAGGAUUCAUACGGCAAAUGAGAAAAACAUUUUUCGGAAUAGACACAAUCUUAGGAAAUCCUCCGGAGAGAAUAGUCCUAGAAGACGAUUCUUCGCUUUUAAAUUCGAAUGAAACUGUCCCCAAAAAUGUCCGGAAAGGUACCAGCCUUGGCUGCUUUGGAGUUUUGGAAGGCAGCGCAAAACGUAAACUGUCUCUGAUGGACAGAAAUGGUGACGUGUAUAUAGUGAAAGAAAAUACUCCUUUGCAUUACUCUGCUUUUGUGGAUUUGAUUCCAAAAGCAAAAAUUGAGGACUUCCUUCGUGUUCACAAAGCUCUUCCACGGGAUAUUAAAUUUGACGAUGUGAGUUUGUCAGAUGUCGCUUCGUCCGAACCUGAAGACUAUGAAAAACUACGGAUAAUACUCCGGGGAAUGAUUCAAAUCAAAUCGAUUGAAAAACAUGAGUUCUACAUUGGAUGGCUACGAACCAGCGGCAAGAACUUUACCGUGUCCCUUAUUCCCAGAAAUGUUGCCGCAAACUGGGAUGUCACUAAUUAUAGACGUGCAGAUGAAAGAGAACGGUCCGAGUAUACCCAUGCUUCUUAUGAAGGAGUGUAUGGGACAAAAUUGUUUACAAAAGAUUUGGGUAUAACCAAAAUUAUUGUUUUAAUUCCCGGUGAAAACACUUCUGCCAAUAAUAUCUAUAUCGAGGCAAUUACUCCAUUGCAACCCAACAAACACGAAGGAGGUGUUCCUGGCGCAGAACAGGGUGAUGGUCGUAGUACAGAUGAAUUGCCUGAAGAACCAGAAUACGCACGUGCAGGUAUUGAAUCAGAACUUAACGAAUACAUGACACCAAUCUCUCUUACUCGUGGUUCUGAUUCAUUAGAGGACACACAAUUGGAGUGUGUCCAACAAACAAGUACCAAAGUAUAUCAAUAUGAAAUUGAUUAUUAUGGUAACAACACUGGUGAAAGCGUUGAAUACGAUGAUCCUAUCGGACUACAAAAGAAAAGGUCGGAUACAAAUGUAAGAGGUGUGGAAGACGAUGUCGAAUACGGUGACACUGCAAGUGUUGCUGGACAUAGAUUUUUGCAGCAGUAACGACAACGUGUUUGAGGAAAUGAGCAAUGACGUAAAACCAUUAAUGUGUUGAACAAACUAAUAACUAUAGUGGUUUGUUAAACAUUAUUGUGUCUUUAUUAAAAUAUAAUCUUGCCAAGAUAUGAAUACAUUUCAUUUCUUCUACCGGAUCGUAUAUUUUCGGAAAAAAGACGUCAGAAUUUGAAAACGUCCUACAUCUUAUGUUUUUUUGAUCUGGUAUUAGUAAUUCAAGUUAAUUUGCUUAAUGUAAACCCCAUUUCGUUGUUUAUAGUAUAUGCCUGUAUGCAGUUAUAUGUAUAUGUUUUGUUUAUAUGAGGAAAAUGUAACAAUAUUGAUAAUAUUUCAGAAAAUAACGGGAUUUCAAUUAAAUAGACGAUAUAUACUUUUAUCACUUCAGGCCAGUUCUUAUCUCAGUUGUAUGAUAAUAAAUCUCAUUAAACAGACAAUCAUAGCUUGUGUGAUACGCAGUAUUUUAACAUUGAUAGUUCCGUUAAAUGAUUUGUAAUGGAAGCAAAGGAUGCAAUUUGUAACAGGGUUAUUUCUGUAGCAACGUUGAUAAUAUGGUGGAUGUCUUAAAUUUAGGACAAGGACUAAGUGGUGAAAGGGGCGUUUUUAACACAUUCAUAUUUGUCUCUUUAUUGGGUCUUUUUAGAUUUUUCAGAGAAUUUUUCCUGAAUACUAAAACUAUUUCAUAAAUUGUACCCUAUACAGUAUUUAUUUAUUUGUUUAGCGAGUUUUAAAGAAAAUAACAAACUGCAAUUUUGCCUUAAAACGUAAAAAGUGAAUGAUGCCAUUGUCCACAUUUCAUGCUUGAAAUAAGCUGAUAUGCAGAGUUAUCUAUCUUCAUGUUCAACAUACAUUGUGUGUAACGUUUAUGUAAGUAAACAAAUGAGGUGUUUAAAUAUAUCAUGUUACAUACAGA
Messenger RNA from Dreissena polymorpha, 2959 nucleotides. RefSeq lists its product as uncharacterized. The transcript has 3 exons. Lineage: Eukaryota; Metazoa; Mollusca; Bivalvia; Myida; Dreissenidae. The record is from RefSeq and is a predicted model, not a curated record. The coding region runs from base 715 to 2037 and encodes 440 amino acids.